GUUGGAUUUAGGAAGGAAGAGGGAGUUGCAGAUCCUUUGGAGCUAAGGACUGGAACUGACAUGCGAGACCUCUACCAACUGAGGGUUUCAUGAGCGUACUCCUUUGUCAAGAUCUUGGUGAAUAGUCUUUUGCUGUGCAAUCGUGUCUUAGAAACUGUUUUACUUAUUAUCAUGAUCGUGCUUGGCUGGAUGCUUUUUGUUGGAUUUGCAUGUUACAUGGGCACAUUUCCAGAGUUCGUGCCUCCAACUCUGAAGUGGAAAGAGAGGUAGGCUGUUCAGGAGAGCAAGACACACCUGAGGAGCCGGACUUUGGAUGAAGAUCUGCAGCUGAACAAUGUGGAAGGGAUACAGGUAUCCCCCAGGAGGGGUAAGUGUGCCUUCAAUUUUGUUCUCUCUUCCUACUUCGAAAUGUAUUCCCCGGGAUAAAUGAACUAAGCAUCAAAGUCCAACUUUAGAAACAAAUACUCUCUUCUUUAUUAAAAAAGUUAUUGUAGCGUACCUACUUCUAUUGUUAUUCACUAUCUACUUAGAGUUGAGAGAGUUCCCUCUUUCAGGUGAUCUUUUAUACAUCUUUUCCUAAGAGUCUUUACUUUUUUUAAGUUCUUCAGUGUCUUUCAAAAAAAACUGGAGGUAUAGAGAUAAAGAUAUUUCAGGCCCAGACUCAAAGCUGUCUGACAGUGCUGACCUAGUCUCAUGCUCAUUGGACACUUUAUAUGUUCAGCCUUCUAUACCACUUAGCCCACACCAGCAACCCACACUUAACUGUCCCUCAUCAGGUAAACACUGGUCUGUAAAACAGUUCUGGUGGCAGAUGUCUCUUUCCUCUCUCCUCCUGUUAGACCUUGGAUGUUCAUCUUUUCUUUGCCUCUUGUCAGCUCCCACACUGCUAAGCCCCUGUGGCAACUGGGAUGGGAGGCAUUAGGUGAGACAGAACUGGACACAGAUACCCCUGCCUGCCCUUGAGGGCGGCUAUCUCAGCCCCACACCCUAGCAAGCGCUAGGCAAGACCCACCUGA
Physeter macrocephalus (sperm whale) is the source of this 1016-nucleotide messenger RNA. RefSeq names its product mitochondrial sheath formation associated (gene MISFA). Lineage: Eukaryota; Metazoa; Chordata; Mammalia; Artiodactyla; Physeteridae. The transcript has 4 exons. The record is from RefSeq and is a predicted model, not a curated record.